This is a messenger RNA of Hyposmocoma kahamanoa, 3448 nucleotides long. RefSeq names its product glutamate receptor ionotropic, NMDA 2C (gene Nmdar2). The record is from RefSeq and is a predicted model, not a curated record. NCBI's taxonomy places the organism in Eukaryota, Metazoa, Arthropoda, Insecta, Lepidoptera, Cosmopterigidae. Gene Ontology annotation, molecular function: transmitter-gated monoatomic ion channel activity involved in regulation of postsynaptic membrane potential; NMDA glutamate receptor activity. Gene Ontology annotation, cellular component: plasma membrane; postsynaptic membrane. The transcript is spliced from 16 exons. Gene Ontology annotation, biological process: modulation of chemical synaptic transmission; synaptic transmission, glutamatergic; monoatomic ion transport. The coding region runs from base 107 to 3277 and encodes 1056 amino acids.
GGCCCGCGCCGCCGCCUAAGUACAUGCGGACAGCUGCACGGGGGCUGCCGCGCCGCCGCCACUGCCACCGCCGCCGAAUAUCGCGCUUAUAGCAUCGAAAGUGGAGAUGCAGGCGCACACAGCGCUGAUGGCGCUGGCGGCACUGGGCACGUUGGCGGCGGUGGCGGCGGAACGUGGUGGCGGUAUCAAGAUCGGCGGUGGCGCACUAGGUGCUGGAGGGCGCGAGGGCGCACGCGGCACCGGCGUACGCGUCGGCGGCGAAGGCAACAUCCGCCGUCCCCGCACCUCUCCCGCGCCGCCACCUCCUCGCGCGCCCUCCACCAUCACUGCCGCCCUCGUGGUGCCCCAUAAGUCCUUCGGUGCACGAGACUACACCAAGGCCGAGAAAGCAGCACUAUCCAAACUACCGCGCAAAUAUAGACUUCACUUGCGCUUCAACGUCACGCUUUCCAUGCAAGGCCUUACGCCUAGUCCUAUGUCUAUCCUGGACUCGCUAUGUAAAGAAUUUCUAGCGGUCAACGUGUCUGCUAUCCUUUAUCUUAUGAAUCAUGAACAAUACGGGCGCUCUACUGCCUCUGCACAAUAUUUUCUACAACUGGCCGGAUAUCUUGGCAUACCGGUAAUAGCGUGGAACGCCGACAACAGUGGUCUGGAGAAACGAGCGUCACAUGCCGCACUGCGGUUACAGUUAGCACCAUCCAUCGAGCACCAGACUGCUGCCAUGCUUUCUAUAUUAGAGCGGUACAAGUGGCACCAAUUUAGUGUCGUCACCUCAGCUAUUGCUGGUCAUGACGACUUUAUUCAAGCAGUACGCGAAAGAGUAACCGCGUUACAGGACCGAUUUAAAUUUACAAUCCUGAACGCGGUGGUGGUGAAGAAGGCGGCGGAUCUUAACGAACUGGUGACGAGCGAGGCUCGCGUAAUGAUGUUAUACGCGACGCGCGAGGAGGCGGCCGAUAUCCUGUCCACGGCCGGCGACUUGCACCUUACUGGCGAAAAUUUCGUCUGGAUCGUCACGCAGAGCGUACUCGGCUCCAUGCAGCAAUCAAACAAGUUCCCCGUCGGCAUGCUUGGCGUCCACUUCGAUACUUCAAGUGCGUCACUUAUCAACGAAAUAGCAACAGCAGUGAAGGUGUUUGCGUAUGGCGUGGAGUCGUACGUUUCAAGUCCUGAGAACGCACAGCAUCCUUUAGGCACGCGGUUGUCGUGCAGCGGCACCGGGCCUGGCGAAGCGCGGUGGGCCACCGGUGAACGGUUCUACCGCCACCUGCGGAACGUCAGCGUGGAGGGCGAGCCGGGUCGACAGAGCAUCGAAUUCACACCCGACGGUGAACUGCGCGCCGCUGAAUUGAAGAUUAUGAAUUUAAGACCUGCCCUUGGAGAUCAGCUGUUAUGGGAAGAAAUUGGAACGUGGAACUCUUUCCCUAAAGAGCGUCUCGAUAUCAAGGACAUUGUGUGGCCCGGUGGACUACACACGCCACCGCAGGGUGUGCCUGAGAAAUUCCACAUGCGCAUUACUUUUCUGGAAGAACCACCUUAUAUUAACUUAGCUCCACCAGAUCCUGUUAGUGGUCGAUGCUCGUUAGAUCGAGGUGUAAUCUGCCGCGUUGCGCCGGAAGUAGAGGUGGCUGGGUUGGAAGCCGGUACUGCGCACAGAAACAGUUCCUUGUACCAAUGCUGCAGCGGUUUUUGUAUAGACCUACUCUCGCAACUAGCUGAACAACUAGGUUUCACAUAUGAACUCUCACGGGUUGAGGACGGUCGCUGGGGAACGCUGCAGAACGGAAAAUGGAAUGGUCUGAUCGCAGAUCUCAUAAACAAGAAAACUGAUAUGGUAUUAACAUCCCUAAUAAUAAAUUCGGAUCGAGAAGCAGUGGUGGACUUCAGCAUACCGUUUAUGGAAACGGGCAUAGCAAUUGUCGUAGCCAAACGAACUGGCAUUAUUUCUCCGACGGCUUUCUUAGAACCUUUCGAUACGGCAUCUUGGAUGUUAGUGGGAGCCGUAGCUAUACAAGCGGCUACUUUCUCUAUAUUUUUCUUCGAGUGGUUAUCGCCCAGUGGAUUCGACUGCUCAACUGGGUCCAAUUCAAAACGCCUUCCACAGAACCGCUUUUCACUUUGUCGGACGUACUGGAUAGUGUGGGCUGUUUUGUUUCAGGCUUCAGUCCACGUUGAUUCACCGCGAGGAUUUACAGCCAGAUUCAUGACGAACAUGUGGGCUAUGUUUGCUGUGGUAUUUCUUGCCAUUUAUACUGCCAAUUUAGCGGCGUUUAUGAUCACAAGAGAAGAAUUUCACGAAUUAAGUGGCUUAGACGAUCCACGAAUUGCGCGGCCUUUGACGUUGAGGCCGCCACUCAAAUUUGGUACCGUGCCGUGGUCACAUACUGAUGCAACACUAGCUAAAUAUUUUACAGAAACCCACGCCUACAUGAGACGGCACAAUCGAAGUACCGUAAGCGCUGCUGUGACGAGUGUCUUAACAGGGGAACUCGAUGCAUUUAUUUAUGAUGGCACUGUACUCGAUUAUUUAGUAUCACAAGAUGAAGAUUGCAGACUCCUAACCGUAGGCUCCUGGUAUGCCAUGACAGGUUACGGGUUAGCAUUCACGCGAAACUCAAAAUACCUCAGUAUGUUUAAUAAACGACUACUAGAUCUAAGAUCUAACGGCGACCUGGAAAGAUUACGAAGAUAUUGGAUGACCGGCACGUGCAAGCCGAAUAAACAGGAGCACAAGUCUUCGGACCCGCUGGCUCUGGAGCAGUUUUUGUCUGCGUUCCUGCUGCUAAUGGCAGGCAUUUUGCUGGCGGCGCUGUUGCUGCUGCUCGAGCAUGUCUAUUUUCGGUACAUGCGCGAACACCUGGCAACUUCGACUGCGGGUUCAUGCUGUGCGCUCGUUUCGCUCUCAAUGGGGCAAUCUCUAUCAUUUGACGGCGCCAUCGUAGAAGCGGCGGCGCGUGAUUUCGGUUCGGCACAUCGGGGGCGCUGUCGAUCUGCCGUUUGUGCCGCGCAGAUAUGGCGCGCUCAGCACGAGCGCGACACGGCUGUGUCCCGUGCGCGGCAUCUGGCCGCGACGUUGGCGGCGCACGGGCUAGCGCCGCCGCCGCGCCGGCUUGCGUCGGCCGGUACUCUACUUGCUGGCGGAGAACUGCACGACGCCACACACCCAAGGACGCUGCAGGCACCUGCCGAUUUAUUGCCCGACCUCGAUAGGCCGCUUUCUUGCGGUGAUUUACGAGCAAGAGAGCGGACACGAGUAGAAAUGGAAACAGUGCUGUGAGGCGUGUAUUACGCCACCCUAUUUCAAUUCCUGAAGGCUGUUCUUACACCAAGUUAUAUACAAGACGAAGUUAGUUAUAUACCUAAGUUAAAUACGAACAUAAAAAAGUGUUGUAAUUAUUAAAUAAAAUUCCAAUUAAUAAAACAGAGAGCUGGAAGUAGAUAGCGAAGU